Molecule: messenger RNA, 603 nt
Organism: Bombyx mori (domestic silkworm)
Lineage: Eukaryota; Metazoa; Arthropoda; Insecta; Lepidoptera; Bombycidae
Exons: 3
Coding region: 184-582 (132 amino acids)
Biological process (GO): 2-oxoglutarate metabolic process
Source: RefSeq, a predicted model, not a curated record
GUAUAUCACAUGGAUUUAUCUGCAUAAUUCAAAAGAUUACACAUUUUGGUCUAUAUUUCCUUUGCCUAUCCAAAGAACUAAUUAAACAAAACAAGAAUUUAACAGGAGAUGUCAUGUGUUUUCUGAUCUACAAAAAAAAAUAAAAAAAAUUUGAGGCAAUAAAAAUAUUUAAAGUUAAUCAAAAUGGUUCGAUUGUCAAUAAUUCUAAAUAGAAUUCCUGUUAUAAAAUUUCGUAAAGGUGGGGCUAGUCAUGUCGGUACAAGCUCUCCCGGAGCUUCAGGACCCACUGCUGCUGCUACUGCUGGAACCCCUGUGCAAAGCCAGCCUGCUGCAGCAAUGAGUACUGGUGCUAUACCAGACAUAGACCUACCAGCACGUUACAAGAGACAACCACUCUCAGAAGAAGAGAUUGCUUAUAUCAAUGGAGGAGGAAUUGAAAAUUUGAGUCAAAGUAAAUCUCAAAAAGAUCCAAAAGAUCUUGGAGUUAUUCAAAUAUCUCAAGGAAUAAUCAAAGGAACCAGUCAUACAAAUAAAAAUGUUAUAACUAUGAAAUUUAUAAUUCGGAAGCCACAGAAAAAAUAAAUAAGGCAUUCUUCCAAAAAA